Molecule: messenger RNA, 2540 nt
Organism: Solanum lycopersicum (tomato)
Lineage: Eukaryota; Viridiplantae; Streptophyta; Magnoliopsida; Solanales; Solanaceae
Source: RefSeq, a predicted model, not a curated record
AGUGUGCGCGUCUAUAUAUCUCAUCUUCACAUAUCUACUUUAUUCCGAAUAUCUUCAUUUCUAAAUCUUGCUUAGUCAAUCUUAAUAUCCUACAUUAGUAUAUCUACAUAAUGAAGGUUCCAUUACCAAAAUUAGACACCUCUUACCGUUGACUAAAAAGAGCAAGGUGAAGUGAAAAUGAAGAAGAAAGUGGUAUUGGUAACCGGCGCUUCCGGUUACCUCGGUGGACGUCUCUGCCGUGAGUUAUUCAACGCCGGCCACCAUGUUAAAGCCUUCGUCCGCCGUACAAGCGACCUUUCUUCUCUACCUCCACCAACUGACGGCGGAAGUAGCGGCGGAACCCUAGAGCUUGUGUUCGGAGAUGUUACCGAUUAUCAAUCACUCCUCCAGGCUUGCUCCGGUUGCCAAAUAAUUUUUCAUGCUGCUGCAUUAGUCGAGCCAUGGCUUCCAGAUCCAUCUAGAUUCAUCUCCGUCAAUGUUGGAGGCUUGAAGAAUGUGUUGCAAGCUUAUAAAGAAACUGGAACUAUAGAGAAAAUUGUUUACACAUCAUCGUUUUUUGCCUUGGGAUCAACCGAUGGAUAUGUUGCUGAUGAAACUCAGAUUCAUUCUGGGAAAUUCUUCUGUACGGAGUAUGAGAAAUCAAAAGCUUUUGCUGAUAAGGUUGCAUUAGAUGCUGCGUCUGAAGGAAUGCCAAUAGUGCCUGUUUAUCCAGGAGUCAUUUAUGGUCCCGGGAAGGUCACGGCUGGAAAUGUCGUUGCCCGUAUGCUAAUUGAACGCUUUAAUGGGCGUUUACCUGGUUACAUUGGCCAAGCAAAUGACAGGUUUUCUUUUAGCCAUGUUGAUGAUGUGGUUGAUGGGCAUAUUGCAGCUAUGGACAAAGGCAAACCUGGCAAAAGAUAUCUUCUAACAGGGGAGAAUGCGUCCUUUAAGGAGGUUUUCGACAUAGCUGCCAUGGUCACUCAGACAAAGAGACCUUCGUUUGGUAUCCCCCUACUUAUUAUUGAAGCUUAUGGCUGGAUAUCAGUUCUUUUCUCCAAAUUUACCGGAAAGCUUCCUCUAAUCAGUCCUCCGGGCUAAAGCUCGAACCUCUAAUUGAGGGUUGAAGGGAUCAUUUCAGUCGUCCCAGCACAUCUCACGAUCAUUACAAGUGUCGUACUGCUUCUGUUAUUUGACAGGUAAAAACCUUACUCGAAAUUUUACAUGUUUGGUACAUGUUGCUAGCCAACUUAACUUAAUUGUAUACAGAUUUUGUAGACUGAUUGUGGACAGCAUAAAACUCAAAUUUGAACUGCAUUAAUGCAGAAAUAUACUCUAGAGCUGGACUGCUAGAAUAUAAACAUUGUGAUAGUACAAAACAAGAAGAACAAAAAAUUGAUACUAUAGUUAUGAAUUGGCAAAGAUUUGUCACUCCUAAAGAGAAGUGUCAUACAUAUGAUAAAUCACCUUGCUACUACCAUCAAGGGGUGUGGUGGAAUGUUGUAGGCUUGGACAUGUUCACCCUUUAACCAGGGAUCUCGUGUUCGAACUUUGGUGAUGACGCUUAUCCUUUAAUGUGCGUUACGUGAAAUUGGACUAAUUGGGCCAUGACUAGUAAAUGCAGAUAUCAGAUGGUUAUAUUAUAAGAGAAAAUUUUAGAGUUUCCUAUCAUAGAGAAAUAUACACUUAGAUAUGUGUAUUAUUGCCAUCAGAUAUUCUAAAAUAGGGAGAAAAGGCGAGUGAGAUUUUAUUAUGUAUCUCAGAUACAUGUGAAUCACACUAUAUACACAUUAUACAUAUUAUACAUGUCUCUGGUGUGAUUCACAUGUACCUGGGAUACUAGAUAUAUAGGAAUGUGGCGAGUACGAUGCGAGGGAGGCGACCGAGAUUUGUUAUGUAUACCGGAUACAUGCGAAUCCACUUGGAUAAAAUGUAUCUGGAACAAAUAUGACCUCAUGUAUCUGAGAUAUAUGUAUCUGGACCUAUUUGAACGUAUCGGGAAGCACCAAAAACUGAUAAGAUACGUAAUAUUGCAAACUAGAGUCUAUCUAAGUAAUUAGCUCCUAAGUUUCCCAUUAUACACCUUGCUACUACCAUCAAGAGGUGUGGUUACAUGUCCGGAUGUCUCAAGUUCGAACUUAGGCGAUGACCUUAUCGUUUAACUUGCCCUACACGGUGAGAAAUCGGAGUAGUCGGAUCAUUACGAGUGGAUACCAGAUACAAGAUAGCUGUGCUGACAUGCUACUUCCCUUUCGAAUUGGUCAACAUUGGGACCAAAUUUUCUUUCUUGUGGCUGCAAAGCUUGAAGUGAAAUUGUUCCAGAACAAGAAUUGCCUUGAGUUUGUUUGGUUUUAUCCUUAAAAACCAAAGACACAAAAGUCUCUAUUUCUUCUUGUGUCAACUUCUUAAUGUGGAAGUAUCAAUGAACAGCUGUUUUGUGUUUUUUGUCUCACCCUUUUGUCUCUUAGAAUUUGGAAUACCUUUAGGCUUUAAUUGUUACUAUUGACAACUCUUUGAUUUGUGUUUCCAUAUCCAUCCAUUGAAGCUAGAAAAUUGACACAUCA